Molecule: messenger RNA, 1248 nt
Organism: Chondrus crispus (carragheen)
Lineage: Eukaryota; Rhodophyta; Florideophyceae; Gigartinales; Gigartinaceae
Exons: 2
Coding region: 1-1182 (393 amino acids)
Source: RefSeq, a predicted model, not a curated record
AUGGCGGGAAAUCCUUUACAUCGCUGUCACCAGCAAUGUCGACACGUUGCCACGUUCGCACCGUAUCAUACAGUACAGAACACACCCUCCGGUCAUCCGUAUACUGUACCCCCCCCCCCCCCCCUUCGCCUGUUCGCCUGCCACCUUCAUCCGACACAACUCCUCCUCCACCCCCUUGCCUUCGUCGCCAAGCCGGGGUCUCAUUGCUCCCACCCUCGCCUCAAUGGCCGCCUUCGUAUCCACCGAGCAGUGGUCCCAGCUCGCCGUGAUCGCCGCGGUCGCCGCCUCCCACAUGUCCCUCCCCAACCACUGGCUGCCCUACUCGCUCGUGGGCCGCGCUCACGGCUGGAACCUCACCUCCAUCCUCGGCUUGAGUACGUCCAUCCCCCACACAUCCUCACCUCUCCACUCGUACUAACCCCUUCAUCCCUCACAGCUUUCCUGGGCGCCCUCGGCCACGUCCUGAACACUCUGCUCCUCACCCUCGCUAUCUCCGAGCUCUCCGGCAGCUUCUUCUCCGAAGAUGCCUACCGCUUCCUCUCCAGCCUCUCGCUCUUCGUCUUCGGCCUGUACUAUCUCUACACCUACUUCAUCGCCCGCCGCCGCGAGUCUUGCUGCGAACCAGGUGCCAACGGCUCCGCCCCCGUAGUGUCAACCUCUGCCCGGCCCACUGACCCGCCCGCCGUUCACCGCGCAGCCGCAGGCUCGCUGCUGCUGCUAACAGCCGUGUCGCCUUGCGUGGGAAGCAUGCCGGUCCUCAUCGCGUUUCUCGCCCCGCCGUUGUCUGUGUCCACCGUCAUGGCUGCGGGCGUCACUAUGCUCCUGGCGUCAGCAGGAGUGAUGAUGGUCCUCGUCGCCGUCAGUUAUGCAGGGUCCAAGACGCUCGGUUUUGCUAAGGUUCGACAUCAUGAGAGGUGUAUUCUGGGAGUCGCACUUAUCGUCCUGGCGCUCUUGACAUUUUUCAUGUUUUCGCAUCACCAUCACCACCAUCAUCAAGCGCAUGGCGUGAGUCAUUCCAGCCUAGAGCACGCUCACCAUGGUCAUGAUGUGCCGCUGUUGGGCCGGAGUGGUCAGCAUGAGCAUCAUGAUUGCGAACACGGUCAUGAUGACGCCCAUGUGCACGGAUUGAGCGCUGGUGAAAAUAUUCGUACGGAAAACAAUCACGGGCAUGCGGCGAGAUAAACUACGUGUCGUGAUGGUUACGUCACGCAUCUUUUUUGACACAGGGCUUACAUCCCUGAGCCUGCA